UUUUGAGUUAGCAGAUCUGGCGUUAGGGAGCUAGUACGGUUGCUUUGUUGACGCGACCGGCUGUCUUAGUGUACUUAGUUGCGGGACCAGUGGGUUAGCGUGAUUGCUUAGACUUCACGAUUCUUAUAGGAGGUUCCAGCUUCGCCGCUGUAUUAUUCAUUAGGACCGCUGAGAUAUAUUUUCCAGUCGUUGCGGUCAGAUUAGGUUUCGUCUUAGCAGCGUCCGAGGGUAGCAGGUGCAGUUUCAGAUCAAUCCAUCCGUGAUGUCUGUCUAUUUUUAAACCAUACCUCCAGUUUCCUUAGCCGUCACACCCCUUUUUUUUUAAUAUCCUGCCAUAAUGAGGAAGGCGGAGGAGUCAGGAGCGACGGCGUGCCAGAUCAACUCGGACGGCACAUUGCCCGGAUCUCGCAGCGACAAGGUGCAGCUGCGCGGCAACGAGAGCAUAGACGACCCCAAGGAGGCCGGCCAGGAGUCGGUCGUCGUAGAGCGCAAGGGCGACCACGCGGCGAUUUGCAAAUGGACCAUCGCGCAGUUCGGCAAGGUCAAGGCUCGAGCACUCUGGAGCAAGUAUUUCGAAGUAGGCGGGUUUGACUGCCGACUGUUGGUGUACCCGAAAGGCGAUUCGCAGGCUCUUCCCGGGUAUAUAUCCAUAUACCUCCAGCUGACGGAUCCCCGGGGAACGGCUAGUAGCAAGUGGGACUGCUUCGCGAGUUAUCGCCUGUGCGUGGUUAACGUUAAGGACGACAGUAAGACGGUGCAGCGGGAUUCGUGGCAUCGGUUUUCCGGGAAGAAAAAGUCGCACGGGUGGUGCGACUUCACGCCGUCGUCGGUCGUGUUGGACUCCCGCGCUGGGUUUCUCACGAACGACGCGGUGCUGAUCACGGCGGAGAUCCUUAUCCUUAACGAGUCCGUGUCGUUUUCGCGCGAUAACGAGGUGCUCGCGUCGUCGAUUACUCCCGCUACCGGGGAGGUUGUUAGCGGAAAAUUCUCGUGGAAAGUGCACAACUUCUCGCUGUUUAAGGAGAUGAUUAAGACUCAGAAGAUCAUGAGCCCCGUGUUUCCCGCCGGCGACUGCAACCUCCGCCUGAGCGUCUACCAGUCGUCCGUCAACAACGUCGAUUACCUCUCCAUGUGCCUGGAGAGUAAGGACGUUGAUAAGUCGUCCGGGCCGGAGCGCAGCUGCUGGUGCCUGUUCCGCAUGUCGGUGCUGAACCAACGGCCAGGAUCGAACCACGUGCACCGGGACUCGUACGGGCGAUUCGCGGCGGACAACAAGAGCGGCGACAACACGAGCCUCGGGUGGAACGACUACAUGCGCAUGGCGGACUUCGUAUCCGCAACCGCCGGGUACCUCGUCGACGACACGGCCGUGUUCAGCGCGUCGUUCCACGUCAUCAAAGAGUCGAGCACGUUCUCGAAAAACCCGUCGCUGCCGGGGGGGAGGGGGAGCAACGUGAAGAAGGGCGACGGGUACUUCGGGAAGUUCGUGUGGCGGAUCGAUAACUUCACGCGGCUCAAGGACCUGCUGAAGAAGCGCAAGAUCACGGGGCUCUGCAUCAAGAGCAAGCGCUUCCAGGUCGGCGGUCGGGACUGCCGCCUCAUCGUCUACCCGCGAGGUCAGUCGCAGCCGCCAUGCCACCUGUCGAUGUUCCUCGAGGUGACGGACUCGCGUGUGCCGUCGGCGGACUGGAGCUGCUUCGUCAGCCACCGCCUGUCGGUGGUCAACCAGCGCCAGGAGGACCGGUGCGUUGCCAAGGAGUCGCAGAAUCGCUACAGCAAGGCCGCGAAAGACUGGGGCUGGCGCGAGUUCGUGACGCUGACCUCGCUCUUUGACCUAGACUCGGGGUUCCUUGUAUCGGAUACGGUGGUGUUCUCCGCGGAGGUGCUUAUACUGAAGGAGUCGUCGUUCCUGUUCGAGUACACGGACGAGGGCGCGGCGUCCCCCGCGGGGCUGGUGGCCAUAGGGGGCGCGGGCACGGCGCAGCUGAUCGCGGGGGGCGCGCUGGAUGUGACGGGCGCGAACAAGAUCGCCAAGCGGGGCGUUUUCACGUGGAAGGUGGAGAAUUUUCUGGCGUUCAAGGAGAUCAUGGAGACGCGGAAGAUCUUCAGCAAGUUCUUCUCGGCGGGCGGCUGCGACCUCCGCAUUGGCGUAUACGAGUCGUUUGACACGCUCUGCAUCUAUCUGGAGAGCGACCAGGCCAUGGCAGGAGCAGGCCCGUCGUCCACAGCCACCACCAUGGCGGCGCCGGACAUGGACAAGAACUUCUGGGUGCGGUACAAGAUUGGCAUCGUGAACCAGAAGGCGGCGGAGGCGAGCGUGUGGAAGGAAGCGAGCGUGUGCACGCGCACGUGGAACAACAGCGUGCUGCAGCUAAUGAAGGUCGCCGAGCUGCUGGACCCGGAAGGGGGGUUUCUGGUGCGGGAUACCGUGGUGUUUGUGUGCGAUAUCCUGGACUGCUGCCCAUGGUUCGAGUUCUCGGAUCUCGAGGGCGUACCUGGCCAGGUGAUGAUGUCGGACGAGGAGGAGGAGGACGAGGAGGAGGAGGAGGAGGAGGACGAGGAGGAUGGGGAUGGGCUCAGCACGGACGGGGAGGAGCUGCUCGACAGCGACGACGGCGAACCAGGGCCGGGGGGACCCAUGCCCGCCUCAUCCCUCGCUCCGCCUGCCUCCUCUGCUGCUGGCUCUGCUGCUGCCGCCGCUGCUGCUGCUGGUAGUGGUGGUGGUGGUGGUGGUGCUGCUGCUGCUGCUGCCACGUCCAGUGUGGUGUCGGGAGGUGCUGCGGGAGGGGUUGCAGGAGGGGCUGCUUCAGCGGCAGGGGUGAUGGGCGACGAGGAGGACAUCUUCCGCUCGCUGCUCGUGCGCGCGGGCUUCCACCUGAGCUACGGGGACAACUCGCCGCUGCUGCUCGACCCCACUCAGUUGCAGGUCACCCUGCGCGAGAAGCUCCUAAUGGACGCGGGCGCAGUGGCGACGUUCCUGGGCGGGCUGCGCACCUACCUGGACGACCCCACCAAGAUCAAGCGCCUCUUCCUCCCGCCCGCGCAGCCCGCCUCCGCCUCCGCCUCCGCCUCCACUUCCACCCCCGCCUCUGGCGCAGGGGGAAGGGGCGGGUACGGCAAGGGGGGGCGGGGCGGGCAGCAGCGGGGGCAGAACCAGGGGAGGGGGGGGCAGGAGCAGGGGGGUGCGGGGGGACAGGGGCAGGGGCAGGGACAGGUGGGGCAGGGGCAAGGGCAGGGGCAGGGGGAGGGGGAGCAUCCGUCGCUGGUGAAUCUGCUGAUGGGGGUGAAGGUGCUCCAGCAGGCGAUAGUGGACCUGCUGUUGGAUAUCAUGGUGGAGUGCUGCCAGCAGCGCAGCCCCAACCAGGGCGACGGCGAGGCGGCACGCCUGUUCAGCACAGACGACAGCACAGCCUCUCUCCCCACCCUUCCAGUCCCUCUCCCGUCCGCCUCCACCCCUCCCCUAGCGCCUUCCGCCUGCACGCCUCCGCCUUCCCUCCCCGCAUCCGCCCCCACUUCCGCCCCCGCCCCCCGCGAGGGGAAGAGAGGGGGAGGCGGGGGCGCAGGUGGCGGGUCAGGGGGACGGAGAGACCCCUCGGAUUCCGCCUUUCAGGAGCUGUCUGUGGCGCAGAGGCUAGAGCAGGGGCACGGGGGGGCGGGGGGGUCCGACGCGGCUGUGCAGAGCAGCAGCUAUGGCAGCGGGGUGAAUGCAGUGGCGGAUGGGGAGAGCAGCAGUAGUGGGUCUGUGGUGACCAGUGCGAAUGGUGAGAGCUCAGAGCAACAGCAGCAGCAGCAGCAGCAGCAGCAGCAGCAGCAGCAGCAGAGGGGUCAGCGGCAGCUUCCCACAUCUAUCAAGUGGCCGGAGCAAGCAGACGAGCUGCUGGGCAUCAUAGUGGACUCCCUGCGCGCCCUCGAAACUGCUGUGCCCCAAGCACAAGCGUACCCCUACCCAGACCCCCCCCUGCGGCGCCGCCCGCACUCAGCGCGCAAGGUGGCGCUGGUGCUGGAGCACGCGCCGCGGGCCUUCCAAGCCGAGAUCCUAGGCUUGGUGCCGAGGCUGGUGGACCUGGCAGAGCACGGGGAGGCGGCUGCGGCGCUGCUGCAGCGGCUCCGGCAGCCAGGAGCCGAGCCUAUGAUGCAGCUGCCGGUGGUGGGCGCGCUGGUGCAGAUGGAGCUGGAUCCGCUCACCUGGUCGCACGUCUUGGAGGAAGCCGUGCUACUGCUGCCGCACACCACCGACGACGCCCUCGCCGCUGCUCUCAGCUUCGUGCUCAAAGCAGCAGCCGAGUGCCAGCAGCUCGCCCCUGCGGUGCGGGCAGUGCGCGAGAGACUGCAGCAGCUGGGUCCAGCCGUCUCCCCCCGCGUGCUGCACGCGCUACGUGCCUCCGUGGUGGCUCGCGAGGACAUUGCAAUGGCCAUGCUGCGAGACAUCGACGCCGACACGCGCCCCUUCAACCCGCACCUGCUCUCCUCCGCUAUGGCAGCAGCCGCCGCCUCGCUGCCCUCGCUCCUCCCCAUGGCGCAGAUGGCGUCCAUGGGGCAGAUUGACCUCUCGCACCUUCAGCACUCUCUCACCCCUGAAGCUCUAGAAAGUCUCGCUGCGUUUGCUUCUGCUUCUGCGAAUAACACCGCUGCGGCGGCGGCGGCGGCAGCGGCGGUGGCGGCGGCAGCAGGGGGGGGUGGUAGUAACGGCGGGAUGGUCUCGAGCGUUGCUGCUACUGCGGCUGCAGCAGCGAAUGCGGGGGGGUCUCCCACGAAUUCCAUCACCAGCAGCAGCAGCAGCGCCAGCGCGAGCACCCUCGCUGCCUUCUCCCCCUACGCCUCCUCUCCUGCCCCUGCCCUCCCCUCCUCCUCCCCAGCAGCGGCAGCAGCAGCAGCGGAGCUCCAGCUGGCAGCAGCGCAGCAGGCCGCGGUGAUGGCAGCAGCAGCCGCCGCCUGCUGGCGCGUUGCUGACGUGGACAUGCUGAUGGAGAUGCUCACGCUGCCACGUCUGUGCGCCAACGCGCAGGCGGUGUUUGAGCGGGCGGUGGCGCGGGGGGCGUUUGGAGAGCAGGCGAUGGUUAUGGUGCUGGAGAGAAGGAGGUCCCAGCACCUGGCUGCGCUGUCGGCUGCGUCGGCGGGAGCUGGGAUGGAUGGGAUGGAUGGGAGUGCGGUUGGGAGUGGUGCUGCUGGCAUGCCGGCCUUGACCGGUGGGGCAGCGUCCGCUGGGGGUGAGCUUAGGGGUGAUGACCAGCAGCAGCAGCAGCAGCAGCAGCAGCAGCAGCAGCAGCCGCAGGCUCAGACGCAGAUGCUGGGUCAGGGGCCUGGGUCGCAGCAGCAGCAGCAGAGGCAGCAGCAGCAGGGGAAGCAGCAGCCGCAGCAGCCGCUUUCCAGAAAGAAGAGGCGACAGCAGCAGCAGCAACAGCAGCAACAGCAGCAGCAGCUGGAGCAGCAGCAGGCGCAUGAAAGGUGCCUCGAGCCCUGCAGUUCCUCUUGCACCACUGGCGGCGCAGCAGCCGCAGCAGCAGCAGCAGCAGGCAUCUCCCCUUCCACCUCCCCAGACCCCUCGUCCAACGCCCUGAUCCCCUCCGGGUCCUCAGCACAAGCCACAGGGUUGGAGGACUCCGAUUUCCCCACUGUGAUAGGCCUGGCAGAAGCUUUGGCGUUGUCUGAGGAGCAGAGAGUGAGGGAGUUUGUGGGCACGCUGUACGCGGUGCUGUACAAGGUGUAUGGGGACGCGAGCCGGCGGGAGAGGAUCCUGAGGGGGCUUGUGGCGCGGGUCACCAGCUGCCAGAGAGGCGCGCCUGAGGGGGAGCUUGGCCUCGACAUCCUCUCGUUCCUGGCGCAGGAGGAGGGUGUUGCUCGCCCUGUGCUGUCCCUCAUGCGUGAGGCUGCUGACGUGGCGGUGCAGGAGCGGGCGGUGGUGUGGCAGCAGCUGCAGGCGACGGAGGGCGAGCUGCGGGCGGCGCGGGCGGAGGGGCAGGGGCAGGUGGAGCGGCACGGGCGGGAGAAGGCCGGCCUGCAGCAGAAGCUGAGCGACGCAGAGGCGUCCGUGGGCAAGCUCAAGGCUGAGCUGAAGGCCGAAGCUGAUAAGGCGGCCAAGGAGCGGAGGGAGGCGGUGGAGCGGGUGCGGGAGAUGGAGGGGGCGGUGGAGUGGGCCAAGGCGGAGAAGGACGAGGCGGUGAGCAAGCUGGCGGGGGAGAAGCGGCAGCUGGCGGAGCGGCUGAGAGAGAGCGAGGCGCAGCUGACGCAGCUCAAGUCGAGGAAGCGGGAAGAGCUCAAGAAAGUGGUGAAGGAGAAGAACGCCCUGGCAGAGCGCCUCAAGAGCGCGGAGCAAGCGAGGAAGCGCUUCGACGAGGAGGUCAAGCGUUUUGCCACGGAAACCGUGUCUCGCGACGAGGCUCGGCAGUCCCUGGAGGAGGAGGUUCGGCGGCUGACACAGACGGUGGGGCAGACGGAGGGGGGGCUGCGGGAGAAGGAGGAGCAGGUCCAGCGGUACGAGGCGUACAUUGACGGCAUGGAGGCUAAGUUACACGCGCACCAGGACUAUAUCCAGACCCUAGAAGCGUCGCUCCAGGAGGAGAUGUCCCGCCACGCCCCGCUGUACGGCGCUGGGUUGGAGAAUCUGUCGCUUGCCGAGCUUGACACUCUGGCUCGGAUCCAUGACGAGGGGCUCAGGCAGGUUCGGCUGCUGCAGCAGCAGCGGCAGCAGCAGGGCCAGCAGCCCCAGCAGCAGCAACAGGCAGUGGCGCAGCCGCAGCAGCAGCCGCCGCAACAGCAACAGCAGCAGCAGCAGCAGCAGCAGCAGCAGCAGGUGCACGCGCAGGCGCACAUGCAGCAUGCACAGCUGCAGCACCAGCAGCACCAGCAGCCAUCCCCGCCACCGCAACAGGCAGCAGCUGCUGCUCUUGCUGACAGCCUAGCUGUCGGCCCCUCAUUGGACCACGCCGGUGCUGCGGCCGGCUCUGCUGCUGCAGCCUCUGCCUCUCAGUCCCUCCUCGUUGCCCCCUCCAUGGGCGCUCUCUACCUGCCCAAUCGCCCCACCCCUACCCACCCCGGUGCAGUACCUGCUCUUCCCAUGCCUGCUGCCGGCUUGGCAGGGCAGGGUGUGGCGGGUGCUGCUGCUGGGGUGGCUUCAGGUAUGGGCCCAGGCAUGGGAGCAGCAGUUGGUGCUGCUGCUGCUGGAGUUGGCAUGGGCAUUCGGCCUGUUCAUCCUGCUAACGGGUUGCCGCCGCAUGCGCUGGGUCAUCCGUCCAGUGGUCUGAGUCAUCAUGCUGCGCUGGCAUCGCCUGCUCCUGGUAGCAGAGUGCCUGCAUCGGCCUCGGCCAAUAGCAGCUUGCCAGGUGGGGGCUUGCCGUCCACCAGUGGGCCGCAGUCAAAUGGCCCCCUGGGUCCGUGGUUUGCUUCGCACUAGGCUGUGUCCGUCCAGUUGUGGCUUCCAGUCUUGGAUUGGUUUUAUCUUGCAACAUGUGUGAAUCAGCUUGAGGUCAGGAGGAUGAGGGAUUUGCAAGGAUGCGUCGAAAGAAUCUUCUUUGUGGCUGAAAUAUGCUUGCAGCAAUCCUCUUGAAUUACUUGUGAUGGUGACGGGUUGAAAAUACGGUAAGCGGUUCGUCAGCAUGCUAUUUUCCUGACAAGACUAGUCGGGGUGUAACAGGGGUCAGAAGUGUAGUGGCAAGCUUUUCGCGCAUCGCGAAACACUGUUUCGUUCGCGGGCUCGUCGUCGGGCUCCUCCCUCCACCACGCCUUUACAAUCCAUUAUUGUCGUUUCUUCCCACGAGGAGACUGAUUGUUGUUGCUGCUGCGUGUUGUCCCCGAUAUGAUCCGAUCCGCCUUGAGGGUACAUCAGGCCGUAGACUAACAUCGUGACCAAAACCAAUCAGCCGCAGUCCCGCCAUAACUCAGCGUACAGAAGUGCCAUGCGCUGUUUCCGCCUGCCAGUGAAGAGCAUCUGAGCCAACCCUAGCCAUUCUACAGCAUCCCCAACCAAAUUCCUUACGUUCAGGCCCUCAGCUAGGGAUUCAGAUAGUGUCGGGUAUCAUUCUUCUCUCCCAGUUUAGCUUGAUUCGGUGUCAUCUGUUGUUGUGCGAUUCUCAAAGCCAUCAGUCAGCCGUGCUCCUGAGGGAACAUUCUGCCUGGUCUUCUUAGUGUCAGCAUUGACGCAUAGCCUGAAGCCAUGGACCUCGUACAAAAUAACGCUGUCCAUGCACAAGCCUCUCAGCGGUCUGAGAGGGAUUUUGAGCAGUUAGGCGUGCCGACGCAGGCUGUUAGAGACGAAUUUGGCUCGACCGUCACGGACGAUAGAGCAGAAGAGGGAGCUCAUUGCGGCCAUCACGACGAGCUUUCUGCUGAAGAGUGGAGCAAAAGGCGAGAGCAGCUCAAGCAAUGUCUGAUUAUGCUUCGGAAAUCGAUACCUACGUCACUGGUUGGUCCGGAACCUGACGUGGCGGAGCUUCUAGAAAGCGCUGCUGCAUACAUCAACUACUUGAAGACAUAUAACCAGACCUUGGCUGUUGCGGUCGCUCAGCAGCUAUAAAGUUUUAGCUCUUGCUCUUUAGGGCGUGUCGUGAGUUGCGAUUUCGAACAAGUUUUCGCACUGGAGCUGACUGUAUCGCACAGAGCCCCGAUUUUACCAUGCCAGGCCAAGCAGCGCUGGGGAAUUUUUGGUACGGUAUGUAGGACACGCCCUUAGGGGGUUGUAUAUUUAGAGAUUUCUAGCUUUUCAUUCUCCGCUGUCUUUCGUCAGCCUUCGCAGUUGUUAUUACGCUACAAGCUGUUGCAGCAACAGAUGCGAACAAUGCUAAGAACACACCGUCA
This is a messenger RNA of Closterium sp. NIES-67, 8790 nucleotides long. The record is from the annotation of a GenBank genome assembly. NCBI's taxonomy places the organism in Eukaryota, Viridiplantae, Streptophyta, Zygnematophyceae, Desmidiales, Closteriaceae.